UGUACCGCAGUAAUUAUUUUAGGAAAGGAAAAAAAUAUUGUUAAUUUGUGAUAUAUAUCGUUAAAAUUACUGUCUAAAAGAAUAUUUUACACUGAAUAGGUUGUCUGCAUAUUGUAUAACCCUGCAAUGAACCCUGUAAAUUCAGCUACAGGGAGUAUCCAGGGCGACAGCGUAGCCACUGUCUCACCUAUUGCAAGACCUCCACUCAGAGCACCAAAAGAAUCCACAGUGAUACAAUUACAACAAACUGUAGUAAAUAAUGGUGUUGUUGGUUCUUCAUCAGAUACCAACAAUAGCAACAUUUCAUCAAAAUUAUCAGUUAAAGCACAGGAAUUUAUUCCCAAAAGCUAUGCAGCUGGAAAUACAUCAAGCUUAUCACAAGUUAAUGAAGCAAAUAAAUCUCUUUCUGCAAGUGCCCCAAUUUUCGUCCCCAGACAGUCGGCAUACAAUCAAGGUUAUCAGAAUUACAAUACAACUACCACAAAUGAUUCUCAUAUCUACAAUCCUGUAAUGGAAGAAUUUUAUAAGACCAUUACCAUUUUAACAUCACAACCAGGAAAUGUAGAGGAAUAUAUGAAUCGUUUGUAUGAAUACUUACAACCUGUAAAGAGUAAAGAUAUAUUAGAUAAUAUCAUUAAUUCCCUUUACGAUCAGUGUAUAGCUGAACCAAAUUUUCGAUAUACUGGUGCUAGAAUCUGUCAACAUAUCUGUAAACAUUUAAACAAUCAUCCAGUUUUCAAGGAUUUUAGAACUUCACUUCUAAAAAGAUGCAAGGUAGAUUAUGACAAACGAGAAUCCCUAUUACUAGAUCAACAAACAUCUUCUCGAGUGUAUGGUUUAGCAAUGUUCAUGUCAGAAUUAUUUCUUAAUGUUGAAAAUGUACAAGCAGGUAGAGUAGAAAAAUUUAAUGUUUUAGGAACUGGUUUGAUUGAUAUUACGUUGAGUUUACUAGCCUAUCCCACCAAAGAUAACAUCAAGUGUGCUGUGCAGUUGCUCAAGCUUGCUGGUGCUGCUAUAGAAGAUAUACCUGAUUCACAAAUUCAAUCUGUUUUUGAUAGAUUAUCACAGUUACAAGUUUCAGAUGUUCAUGAGAAUGCUAAGUUUAUGAUAAAGUCUGUGAUUGAUCUUCGCAGUAAUAAUUGGGGAAGAGGAGAGUCCACUUCUUCAUCAACAGACGGUCUUGAUGCUAGUAUGGGAGAUCUUAACUUAGCUAACAAUGUUUUAGAGUGUGAACCGGUGUUUUUCGAUGCAAAAGGUCAACGUAUUACUCGUGCUGAAGCUGGUUAUCAAGAUGAAGCAGAUGAAGAAUCAGACUAUAUGUUAAAUGAAGAAGAAGAAUUAGAUUAUUUACAAUGGGCACAGGAAAAUGGUAUGGGAGAUGGUGGUCAGUAUCCAGAGUGGUCUUAUGAUGGGUAUAAUUUAGCAGGAGAUGGAUAUAACUUGCCAGAGGAGUAUGGUGACAAUGACCCAGAAUGCACACCUGAAGUCAUGGAGGCUUAUGAACAAUAUCUUAAAAAUAAUCCAAGUUAAUAUGUUUAAACCAUGGUGUAAUUGAAAUAUGGCUGUGAGAGAUCAGAAAAUUCUUUUUAAAAAAAACCUAAAUUACUCAUGAAAAAUUUCUACUUCUAGCCAUUGUUUUGGAAAUGGUUAAGAUUUUUCAUUUCAUCACAAAAAAAUGUCAUUUUACAUUUUACAGGUAAACAAAUGGCUAAUCAUGCAGGAUUUUAUAUUCAUUCAUUUCAUGUUAGUGCUAAUUUAAUUUUCAUUAUUUCAAAUACUGACAUCCAUCUCUUUACACUUUUGUAGCAAAAUUUACUUGACUAAUGAUAAUAGAAAAAAAGGGCUUACAAAGGACGUAAGAAAGUCUUGCUCAUUUGGACUGUUUUUAGUCUCAACUUAACAUAAUCUAAUGGUGGCUGUAUAACUUGCUGAUCAUAUCGACAUUGAUACUCUUUUUAGUCUAUUGAACUAGUGGCAUUAUGAAAGUUAAUGACAGCAUUUAAAUAAAUUUUGUUUAAAAACUUUCCACACACAUUCAUUAUGUAAAUGGCAGAACCAGAACUGCCUAGCAUUUGUCAAUUGGAAAAGGUAGGUCUGGGAAUGCUGUAUUGACUGGCGGUAUUGAUGAUGUCACUAAUGCAUUCUUUAUUUAAGGGGCGCUUAGAAUAGCUGUCAUCAUUAUCUAUCUUUUGUUAGGAUAUAGAAUCUCCUUUAAACAAUUUGAUACAACUGUUUGCCAAAUAGUCUGUAUUCAUUUAUAUUUUAGCAGUCAUUUCAUCAUCCUAAAGUCAUCAUGAUAAAACAUCAAAUCCGUCUUCAAAAAGUUACAAGUAUUAAUUAAUUAUUGAUGUGAAUGUUUUAUGAUAUUAAUUUUGUGUUUAAAUUACAAUGCCUUAAGAUUAUUUAUCUCAAAUAAUAUUAAAGAUAUAUUCCUUUAACUUGGCAGGUCCUAAUGGUGUCACUGUAAUCCAAGGUUUUGUUAAAAAAAAGAGAAAAAAAAAUUCUUCUGUUAGCUGUUAUGAGUAAUCUGUCUAAAAGUGUCUGAUAGAAUAUUGAAUUAUCUCAGCACAUCCUAAUUACUGGCUGAGAUCAUCAUGCCUCAGCCCCUAAAUGCACACAUUUUAUUUUUCCAGUUCAUCAGAAAUAUAUGUAUGUUUUAAGAGGUGAAGAGAAUUAACCGCUAGGGAAUAUAUCUUUCUGAAUUGUAAGAGAGACUGCUGAAGUAUUUCUAAUGAUGGUGGAGUACAUGUAUUUUUAUGUAUAUAUGUUGGCAAAAAAAAUUGUUCUGUGUUUUGUAUAUCUGGAAACAAAUCAAGUUCUGUAAGAACCAUAUGAUUUAUGUCCAGGGGAAUGCUCACUAGUCCAUAGGGUAGGGUUAAUGUUAUUGUGGUGGUUGAAUGGUCUCUUGGCCUUCAGUAGAUUCUGCUGGUUCAUAUGAUACCACUAUUUAUAGUAUGUAGUACAGCGGGCUUAUGGAUGAAUGAACCUGUGGACUAGUGAACUCAUUCCUCUAAAAGUUAAGAAUUCAUUUGUUUCAUAUUUUCAUUGAAUAUAAAAGUGCUAAACAUGAUUAUUAUAUUAUUUAUUAUUCUUGUGUUUGAUCAUGCUAGUGAUUUUUCAUGGAAAAUUGUUUUGAGAAUGUUUCAAAAACAUAAAUUGUUUGAUUGUAUCAGAGCAUACAUGUAGUAAGAUUUUAUUAUGUCAUUCAUGCAUUUCUUUUUAUUAACAUGGUUUAAUGAUGAAAAUUGCAGUAUGGAAAAUACUUGUAUAAAUGAUGAAGUUCUAAGCCUCAAUGAUCCCUGUCGACUUCCAUAGUAUAAAAAAAACAUAUUGGUAAUGUCAAACUUUUUUUUAAAAUUUUUUUUAUUGUAUGUGAACUAAUAGUAGACAUUGGCCACUAAUUUUACCAAAGUUAAAAAUAGAUUGAAAUGUAUUAGUUAGUCUUAGUGCUUUUGUAAUAGAAAUAUGUUGAACUUACAAUUGGAAAAGCAGAUUAUACCUUUUCAUCUCUGCUAAAAAUGGCAAGAAGCAGGGAGCUCUGCUGUCUGCCCCUCUGUUUAUGCCACUGAUAAUGAACAUUUAGCUAGGUUUAAACAGUAAGAAUAAAAUCAAUGUUGAUGUAUAAUAAUAUUUAAUGUAAAUUAUGAAUGAUAUUGUUGUACAUACAAAUAGUGCUCUAUACAGUUAUAUUCUUCAAAGGUAUUUAUUAUGUUAAUUGGACAAUAAAUCUAAAUUGUUGAGAUACUAUAUUUGAUGCUAAAAUAAUAUAUUUUUGUGGGGUUUUUGAAAGUGCAUGCAAAUAUAGUGGUUGGCGGGAGGGAAAGACAUCUUUAUGUUAUUGAAGGCUUAUUAAGUCUGUAAUUAAAGUUUGUUCUUCAUGAGAAACAUGUAUAUUUUCAGAUGAAACUAAGUUUUCAGGAUGAAAUAAAUGAUCUAAUUUUCAUUUAAGGAAUACAUCUUUUAAUAAACAUAUCUUUCAUUUGUUACAAUCACAAUAUAUGUAUCAUUUUUCUCAGAUUUGUUAAGUCAACUUGUUCCUAAAACUUAUCGUUUAAAUUGAAGUAAUAAUAAACAUUUCUUAUGAGUAGUUGUUACAAAGUGCUCAAAAGGAUGUCACAAACUUUGAGUUAUUCAAAGAAAAAUGAUACAAGUCACAAGGUCUUAUUUAUUGUUAGGCUUUCUUUUUUUCUGGAUUGUAGAAAACGGUUAUAUAAGAUAAUUAUGUAGCUACCGGUACUAAAAUCAACUUAAAAAAAAAACAACUUCCAGAUGUCUUUAGUCGAAUGGUAGCCUACACUAAAUUAAAGAUUGCACUUGUGAUGUCACAUGACUGUGGAAUCAGAACUAGCAAUUGUCAUUUGGGAAGGGUAGAAACAUGAUUUACAGAUUAUUUCAACACACAAAAUAACCAGCAAACCUGAAUAGACAGUUUUAAUCUUGGGGGUGCUAUAUUGAUUGAUCUAUUAUUAUUGAUGACAUCACUAAUGCAUUCUUUAAUUAGGGGUAUCAUUUGUUACAGAUGGCUCAUCUCCUUUAACAUCGGCAAAAAACUGAUAAGAUAUUUUAUUUGAUAAAUUAGUUGGAUGAUUAUUUCCACUUUUCGCCAUUGUUGUAUGUUGCGGGGAAUGGGAUAUUGUAAAACGUUAAUUAAAACAAAUUCUUUUUAAACUCCCAGGCCACACCAAAUGUUAGUUUAAUUAACUUUAACCUCAGAGUACAUGUCAAAAUAAAAAAAAACAAUAGAAAAAGGUUAUUUUGCCAUUAGUUUGACAUUCUUCCAAAUAGAAUAUGAAAUAUCUUUUUGGUGGUGGUUGCAAUUUUAAACAAUUCAUUCUUUCAUGUGUGUCAUUAAUUUUCGAAAUUUUUAAUAAAUUCAAACUAUGUUAAAUUUCUUGAUACUUGCUAAAAAUUGGAUCUCAUUUGUAUAAUAAUAAUCAUAGUAAUAGCUAGACCUGUGGCUGUGACACAGCUAUGAUGGGUUUCACUGGCACCAUUUGGUUUUUUAACCAGAAGAUUGUAAGCUUAAUUAAAACAUCAAGAAUUAAUAUGCCUUCUUUAAAAUGAAUAAUAAAGUAAAUUUUGAUGAUUAAAAUCUAUAAAAAUCUGUUUUAAGAUUGUUCUUAAAAAGUUUCGCUAGUUUUUUUCUUUUUCUACGCCCACAUUGAAAUGUGGUUGUAUAUUGUCGUCGGCCUGGUCCGUCAAUUGGUUCCGCGUCCACAUUUGCUUGUGUAUGCUCUAGAGGCUAAAGUUAAUAUCUGAUUGACUUUAAAUUUAUACACAGUCAUGAGGCGAAGAAGCCUAUUGAUUUCCAACGAUUUCCGAUAAUUACUGCCAGAGUUAUGGCCCUUGAUCACUUUGAAAAAUCUUGUGGACGCUCUAGAGGCUAAAGUUAAUAUCCAAUUUAUACACAGUGUUUAAGGUCAUGAGAUGAAGAAGCCUAUCAAUCUUGACCAAUUUCCGAUAAUUACUGGCAGAAUUAUGGCCCUUGAUCACUUGGAAAAAUCUUGCGGAAGCCGUUAAGACUAAAGUUAAUAUCUGAUUUCACUAUAAAUUUAUACACAGUGUUUAAGGUAACUAGACGAAGAAGCCUAUCAAUUUUCACUGAUUCCCGAUAAUUACUGCCAGAGUUAUGGCUCUUGACCACUCUGAAAAAUCUUGUGGACUCUAUAAAGGUUAAAGUUAAUAUUCGAUUGACUAUAAAUAUAUACACAGUGUUUAAGAUCAUGAGACGAAGAAGCCUAUCGAUUUCCACUGAUUGCUGAUAAUUACUGCCAGAUUUAUGGACUUGAUCACUUUGAAAAAUCUUGUGGACACUCUAAAGGCUAUAGUUAAUAUCCGAUUCACUGAUUUCCGAUAAUUACUGUCAGAGUUAUGGCUCUUGAUCACUUUGAAAUAUCUUGUUGACGCUCUAGACGCAAAAUUUAUACACAAUGUUUAAGGUCAUGAAACAAAGAAGUCUAUUGAUUUUCAACUAUUUCCGAUAAUUACUGCGAGGAUUAUGGCCCUUGACCUCUUUGAACAAUCUUACAUGUAGAAGCUCUAGAGUCUAAAGUUAAUAUCUGAUUGACUUUAAAUUUAUGCACAGUGUUUAAGGUCACAAGACGAAGAAAACUAUUAGUUUUCAACGAUUUCCGAUAAUUACUGCCAAAGUUAUGGCCCUUGAUCACUUUGAAGAUGAAGAAGCCUGUCAAAUUUCAAUGAUUUCCAAUGAUUAUGGAAAUUGAUAUUAAAUGUUUUGUAUGCUAAAUGUUAGAAUAGAGCAGAACUAGAAGCUAAAUGGGUUGUUACUCAUAAUCAUAUUUUAGUGUGUUGUAAAUGUUUUCAUUUCUGACAAAAGAAAAAAAAUAUGUGACAACCCUUAGCUGCUGUGGGUGUAUGUUUCGUUGCCUGGCAACCUAUCUUUUUGAUAUGAUGUUCCAUAAAAAUGGUGCUACAGAUGCAAACGACCUUUCUUCUAAUACUGAUGUACAUUUUGGAGAUACAUACUGGUGAUUCAACCCAGAUUGAAGAUUAGGUAUAUAUUGUUAUAAGAUGGACAAGUAGCUUGACCAGACAGGAUCAUAUAACUAGGUUUGGCACAAUGUUUUUAACUCUAUACAAUAAGUAACAGGCAACCAGUGUAAUUCAUUUAAUUAAUACUCUGGCAACAUGUUGUCUGAUGCAGAUUUUCAAACAAUAUGAGCUGUCCAAGUUGGGUUGUGAUUUAUUUGUUCCAGCUGAAAAUAUAAUGGGUGAAGGGUUAAACUGAAGAAAAUUUACCACAAUGGAUGGAUAAAAAAAGAAUUACUGUUCCUUAUUAUCAUAAAGAAUAUCCUUUAUGUUAUUAUGUAAUUAAUAAAUAAAAAAAAUCAAUAUACAAUAUUAAAGAUUAAUGUAAUAAAAAAAAACAUUUUCCUCUGUAUUUUGGAUACUGCUGUUAAUUGUAUUAUAAAUAAUAAAAUACCAAAAACAUGGAAA
Messenger RNA from Patella vulgata (common limpet), 6957 nucleotides. Its product is annotated as polyadenylate-binding protein-interacting protein 1. The transcript has 10 exons. Gene Ontology annotation, molecular function: translation activator activity; protein binding; RNA binding. The record is from RefSeq and is a predicted model, not a curated record. Lineage: Eukaryota; Metazoa; Mollusca; Gastropoda; Patellidae. Gene Ontology annotation, biological process: regulation of translational initiation. The coding region runs from base 127 to 1530 and encodes 467 amino acids.